Messenger RNA from Corticium candelabrum, 970 nucleotides. RefSeq names its product coiled-coil domain-containing protein 103-like. The coding region runs from base 102 to 767 and encodes 221 amino acids. Gene Ontology annotation, cellular component: outer dynein arm. Gene Ontology annotation, biological process: inner dynein arm assembly; determination of left/right symmetry; epithelial cilium movement involved in extracellular fluid movement. NCBI's taxonomy places the organism in Eukaryota, Metazoa, Porifera, Homoscleromorpha, Homosclerophorida, Plakinidae. The transcript has 6 exons. The record is from RefSeq and is a predicted model, not a curated record.
AUGUAAAAGUUCAACUGUAGAUGUGAGAUGUUUCUAGAUUUAGUUUUGGUGGGUCUUGCUGUCAGACUUUGAAAUUGUAAAAGCGCAACUUGAUUUGAAACAUGAACGACGACACUGUGGACUUCAGACAGCUCGAGAAAGAGUUUGCUGCGGCAGUAGCAGCCGACGAAAAGUAUCAACGUGAGAAUGAUGCUAAAUUUCGCGCCAUUCAUCAAAAAGUAGGAACAUACGAGGAAUUCCGAGACAUUGUAAGAGCAUCUCAUCUGAAGCCUCUUGACAGAAAGGAUAUACUGUCAACAGAGAGAAAACAACCGUGGAAUUGUGUUGCUGUUAGUGGAGGAUCCGGAGCCAUUGCGUCGGGAUCAUUGGAGGGUCCUGCUGAUACGAUAGUGACAACAAGAACUGGACAACUGCCGCAGACGUCCAGUGAAUUUAACCGCCAAUGGAGACAAUGUAAAACAGAAAGGGACAAGUCAAGCUUUCUGUUGUACAUCGGAGGCCAGCAGCUACUGAAAAUAUUCAGAACGGAAAUCAGCUUUGGCUUGUUAGGAGACAUGAUGACAGCCAUGAACAAAUCGUUUGAAUCAGACAAUGCAAAGACGGUUGUUGAUAUACUGGAAUGUCUUAGUCAGACCGGACGCUUUUCGCUAACGUGUCAGUUUCUGAGCAGCAAUGAAAAAUUUGAGAUUUCAAGGUUAUUUGAAAAACUUGAGACGACAAGCGAAGCAGAACUUUCAAGACUUAGAGAAACGUAUCUAGGGAACUAAAGUUGCAAUAUGUAGUUGUGGAGAUAUCCGGUAGGACUGAACAUGUAAGCACUCAAGAUUGAUAUUUAUUAGUGACGAACCUUGAGUCGUCUAUGACUAUGACUCGAUAGAAGCAGCUUACGUUUUUGUAUCUUUUCUGAAAGACUGAGCUCAAUUAUAGAGCCAGUCAAUAUUUAUGUUUAAAUCAAAAUCUUUGAUUAAUG